AUGUCCCAUCCGCCAGGCCUCGAAGCACAAAACCCGUCGCCAAAUGCGGCGCACGAUUCCGCGAUCGACUCUGGGAUUGACACCGGCUCUUUUUCCGAAUUCGAUCAAGAGAACAACGCGCACUAUGCCCUUGAAGCUCAGGAUGAUACCAGCGAAGCGUCCACAGAUGAAGGCUAUGCCGACUCAGACGCGUCGUCCUUUCUCUCGUCCAUUUUAUCAGAAGUCAGACGCGGUGUAGAGAUAGAAGGACGGUUGUACCCAUCCUAUGGCAAACACGACUAUGGCAUGCCGAUAGAUGAGAAAGAGUUGGAUCGCAACGAUCUCCAACACCACAAAUACACAUUGUUACUCAGAGACCGACUAUUCGUUGCGCCCAUCUCCGACGAAACUUUUGCCGACGCCAACAGCCGGGUUCUGGACCUAGGAACCGGCACAGGGAUCUGGGCCAUGGACAUGGCCGACAAGUACCCCAACGCCGAGAUCAUAGGCGUGGACAUUGCAGCAACACAACCCCCUUUCGUGCCCCCAAACUGCGUUUUCGAAAUCGACGAUGUUGAGGAAGACUGGGCGUACCGCCCAGCUCACUUUGAUUUUAUCCACGGCCGCGAUCUCAUGACUGCGGUACGCGACUGGCCGCGUCUAAUAAGCCAAGCAUACAGGCACCUCAAACCAGGUGGAUGGAUCCAACUAGCCAGCACCAUCCCUGGCGCCUUAUCCGAUGAUGGCACAAUCCCGCCUAAUAGCGGUUACGUAGAAUCCGGACGUCUCUAUUUCGAAAUCGCAGAGAAAAUGGGCGCGCCGCUCGAUGCACCUCGCUCCUGGGCUUCGCAAAUGAAAGAUGUGGGGUUCACAAAUGUGCAAGACGAAGUGUACAAGUUACCCAUGGGCACGUGGCCACGGUCAAAAAGGUUGCGCACGAUUGGCAAGUUGGAACAGAUUAUGAUUCUAGAAGGGGGGUUUGAAGCGUAUAUGUUGAGGGGGUAUACGCAGGUGUUGGGAGGUAAUGCUGAUGAUUUACAAAUCAUCCUUGCGCUUGCGAAGAGGGAGGUUAGGGAUCCGAGUAUUCAUACUUAUGUUCAGUUUCAUGUUACGUAUGGGCAGAAACCAAUGUAA
Messenger RNA from Alternaria atra, 1113 nucleotides. RefSeq lists its product as uncharacterized. Gene Ontology annotation, molecular function: methyltransferase activity. The record is from RefSeq and is a predicted model, not a curated record. The coding region runs from base 1 to 1113 and encodes 370 amino acids. The transcript is spliced from 2 exons. NCBI's taxonomy places the organism in Eukaryota, Fungi, Ascomycota, Dothideomycetes, Pleosporales, Pleosporaceae.